Messenger RNA from Rotaria sp. Silwood2, 1137 nucleotides. Lineage: Eukaryota; Metazoa; Rotifera; Eurotatoria; Philodinida; Philodinidae. The record is from the annotation of a GenBank genome assembly.
AUGAUGAAAACACCUAAUCUUCAAUAUUUUUCAACAGAAUUCAGUCAUUUUUAUUAUAAUUUCUAUAAUGAUAAUAAAAAUAAAACCAAAACAUUAUUAAGAAAUUUACCAUUGAAAAGACUUAAAUUAACUUAUCUUUGGUCACGAAACAUAUUGAUAAAUCUUUUGAAUAUAAUGCCAAAUUUAUAUUAUUUAAAUAUUGAUGGAUGGAAACUUUAUAUAAGUGGAUAUGAGUGGAAAGAUAUUAUUGUUAAAUACUUACCUAAUCUAAGAAUAUUUCGUUUAAUUAUAUUAUUGGAUUUUAAUAAUAAUAAUAUAGACAAGGAAAAACAAAUCGAUCAAUUAUUAGAAGAAUAUCGUAGUCCAUUUUGGAUUGAAGAACAUCAAUGGUUUAUUGGAUGUCUUUGGACAGAAUCAAUCAAGAACGAAAUGUUUUGUUUGUAUUCAUUACCAUACUCUUUUAGAAGUAUUCCAGGAGGUGUCUCUCCAUUAAUUUAUCGUACUAAAUCGACUAGUCCAUCAGAAAUGAAGUUUGUUUAUGAUCAUGUUCAUGAUCUAUUAUAUGAUUCUUUAGUAUUUAAGAAUACAGAAUUUUCUCAUGUACAAUUUAAUCAUAUAGAAGAACUUGAAAUUGAUUUACCAUUUGAUGAUAAAUUUUUUUCAAUCUGCUUAAACUUAGAUAAUUUAUUAUCACUUAAAUUAUUACAUUUGAAUCAUUAUUCAUCUCAGUUGCAAUCUUUAUUCGAUAAAAUGCCUCGUUUGUUAUCAUUAAAAUUUCAAUCAUGGUCCACAAAAAAAAUGCCUCCAUUCGAUAUUACGUGUCCAUCAGUUCGUUAUCUUGAUCUGCAAGGAAUUGACACCACGCGUAAUCGUCACUGUUUCAAUAUUCGACAAUGUGAAAAGUUAAGCAAGUCACCUCUAGGUAUUCAAUGUCAAGAACUUCAUAUUGAAGUAACAGAUAUACCUAGUAUACUUACACUUGUAUAUAUGAUGAAGAAUCUUCGUACACUUUAUAUUCGAUAUUUUCCUGAUUCACGAAGUCAUCGACCUGAUGUUGUUAAGAUAAUACGACACUAUGCACCAACAACAACUAUCGUUACACGAAAAUAUUAUACAUAUAUAGUCAUUCGAUUGUGA